Messenger RNA from Eubalaena glacialis (North Atlantic right whale), 762 nucleotides. It is a transcript of the gene CRYAB, whose product is annotated as crystallin alpha B. Gene Ontology annotation, biological process: protein refolding; response to heat. The transcript has 3 exons. Lineage: Eukaryota; Metazoa; Chordata; Mammalia; Artiodactyla; Balaenidae. The record is from RefSeq and is a predicted model, not a curated record. Gene Ontology annotation, molecular function: structural constituent of eye lens; protein folding chaperone. Bases 73 to 600 code for a protein of 175 amino acids.
AUAAGGGGCUGGCUGUAGCUGCGGCUGAAGGAGCUGACCAGCCAGCUGAGUCUCCACACUCACCUAGCCACCAUGGACAUCGCCAUCCACCACCCCUGGAUCCGCCGCUCCUUCUUUCCUCUUCACUCUCCCAGUCGCCUCUUUGACCAGUUCUUUGGUGAGCACCUGCUGGAGUCUGAUCUCUUCCCAGCUUCUACUUCCCUGAGCCCCUUCUACCUUCGGCUGCCUUCAUUUCUGCGGGCACCCAGCUGGAUUGACACUGGGCUCUCAGAGAUGCGUCUGGAGAAGGACAGAUUCUCUGUCAACCUGGAUGUGAAGCACUUCUCCCCAGAGGAACUCAAGGUCAAGGUGCUGGGAGAUGUGAUUGAGGUGCAUGGCAAACAUGAAGAGCGCCAGGACGAACAUGGCUUCAUCUCCCGGGAGUUCCACCGCAAAUACCGGAUCCCAGCUGAUGUGGACCCUCUCACCAUUACUUCAUCCCUGUCAUCUGAUGGCAUCCUCACUGUGAAUGGACCAAGGAAACAGGCCUCCGGCCCUGAGCGCACCAUUCCCAUCACCCGUGAAGAGAAACCUGCUGUCACUGCAGCCCCCAAGAAGUAGCUGCCCUUUCUCUAACUGCAUUUUUUAAAACAAGAAAAUUUCCCCACCAGUGAAUGAAAAUCUUGUGACUAGUGCUGAAGCUUAUUAAUGCUAAUAAUAAGCAGGCCCAAAUUUGGCAGGCCCAAAUUAUUAAGCAAAUAAAUAUCAUUCAGCAACAGAUAA